Messenger RNA from Akanthomyces muscarius, 342 nucleotides. RefSeq lists its product as uncharacterized. The transcript has 4 exons. Lineage: Eukaryota; Fungi; Ascomycota; Sordariomycetes; Hypocreales; Cordycipitaceae. The coding region runs from base 1 to 342 and encodes 113 amino acids. The record is from RefSeq and is a predicted model, not a curated record.
AUGGCACAAACGAGAUGCAUACUUUCGGUACCUGCAGCAGAACUUCAUAGGCAUUAUUCUCCAAGUAUAAAGCGGGUGGCGGAAAUCAGCACCAUCAGCACCCAUUGUUAUCAGCAUGGCCAGCGUAUCCGCAUCGCAAUCAUCUGCGCCCUGCCCCGCGAGGCCGACGCCGUCACACUACUGUUUGACGACUUUGGGGCAACGUUGGCGGCGUUCUGGGCUGGGCGACGAGUAGAUAAUUGCCUCUCAUUCGAUGCUAUACGGGCGUUGCGUGAUGGAAAAUCAGUGGCCAAUGAAUCGAGUGAAACCAAAUUACAAACUUAUCCCCGGAUGUACCGGUAA